This is a messenger RNA of Arachis duranensis, 2627 nucleotides long. Its product is annotated as ferric reduction oxidase 7, chloroplastic. Gene Ontology annotation, molecular function: oxidoreductase activity. The record is from RefSeq and is a predicted model, not a curated record. The transcript has 9 exons. Bases 120 to 2336 code for a protein of 738 amino acids. NCBI's taxonomy places the organism in Eukaryota, Viridiplantae, Streptophyta, Magnoliopsida, Fabales, Fabaceae. Gene Ontology annotation, cellular component: plasma membrane.
UCGUAUUUGUAUGAACCUCUGUGCUUCAAUUUAGAAAGCAGGAACUGAAGAACUUUUAGUGGCUGAGUUCACUCUUUUAGAACAAUCAUACACUUUCCUCAGAGUUCCUGAUUAUUUCAAUGGAGAAAGAAACUGUUGACAACACUCCAUUGUUGUCUCCUACUAAAGAAAAGACACCAUCAUCAUCAUCAUCAUCAUCAUCAUCAUCAUUUCUUGUGUCAGCAACAAAAUGGGUUAUAAAGUAUUUGAUUUGCAUAAUCUUCAUUGGUUGGGCAGGUUUUAUUUUCUUGAUGCCAGAAGAAUCUGUCAAUGAGUUGAUGUCAAAAUGGAUAAAUUUGACCACGGGGAACCCUCUUGGAACUGCAGGAAGCAUUUUUAUGUUAUUUAGUGCUCCAAUUCUCAUAAUUGCAUUCCUUGCAAUUGCAUACCUUCUUGUCUCUGGAGAAGACCACAUUCCUGAGAAGAAGAGUACUAAGUAUCCAAGCUUUAGGCUAUGGACUUUUCCUGUGAUUAUAAAGGGGCCAUUUGGAGUUGUCUCUGCUACAGAGUUAAUUGGGAUUGUUCUCUUCUCUGCAUAUGUUAUCUUUGCUAUCUACAAUUACACUAUGAGGGCCCUUGCAUCUCCUUCUCAUCAUCACUUAGAUAGGAGAAUAUUCAUGUUGGAGAUUCUGGGACUUCGGUUUGGUGGAAUCGGAUUGAUGUGCAUGGCAUUUCUAUUUCUGCCUGUAUCAAGAGGUUCUGUUCUUCUUCGGUACAUAGACAUCCCUUUCGAACACGCCACUAGAUAUCAUGUCUGGCUGGGACACCUCACCAUGGCCCUCUUCACAAUCCAUGGUCUCUUGUACUGUGUUGCUUGGGCAAUGGAUGGUCGCCUUGUCGAGGAAUUAAUACAAUGGAAAGACAUUGGUGUUGCGAACCUUCCGGGAGUUAUAGCCCUCAUAGCUGGUUUGUUCAUGUGGGUGACCUCUCUUCCAGGAGUGAGAACAUGGAACUUUGAGUUGUUCUUCUACACUCACCAAUUAUACAUUAUCUUUGUUGUCUUCUUGGCCUUGCAUGUUGGUGACUUUGUUUUCACCAUGGCUGCUGGAGGAAUAUUCCUCUUCAUCCUCGACCGCUUUCUGCGAUUCUGCCAAUCAAGAAGGACAGUUAAAGUAGUUUCAUCUAGGUGCCUUCCUUGUGGAACUGUGGAACUGGUUCUAUCAAAGCCUCCAAAUUUGAGAUACAAUGCAUUGAGUUUCAUUUUCCUUCAAAUCCGGGAACUGUCAUGGCUGCAAUGGCAUCCAUUCAGUGUUUCUUCUAGUCCUUUGGAUGGAAAGAACCACCUUGCUGUUCUCAUAAAGGUUCUUGGCAAAUGGACACAAAAUUUGAGAGACAGGAUUACUGAUGCUGAUGAACCAAAAGAUUUAUCUGUCAAGACCAUAACAGCUUCGGUUGAAGGGCCAUAUGGGCAUGAAGUACCAUAUCACUUGAUGUAUGAGAAUCUUAUACUAGUGGCUGGUGGUAUUGGACUUUCACCCUUCCUUGCUAUAUUGACCGAUGUUCUCCACCGCGUGAGGGAGGGGAAACCUUGUAGACCAAGAAACAUUUUGGUUGUUUGGGCAGUGAAGAAAUCAAAUGAGCUUCCACUUCUUUCAAGCAUUGACAUGGAAUCAAUUUGUCCUUCCUUUUCGGAUAAAGUAAACAUCAAUGUUGAUAUUUAUGUCACUCGGGAAUCAGACCCUCCAUUGGAAGAGGGACAUGUAUAUAAACCAAUAAAGUCUUCAAUGUGUCCUAUGUCUAGUGAUUUCGGCAUGUCAGUUCUUGUUGGAACAGGAGACAAUUUUUGGUCUGGACUAUACGUCAUCUCAUCUACUGUUGGAUUUGUGAUCUUACUGGUUUUGUUGUACAUUUUCUAUAUUAACCCUUAUGGUGUGUACAAAUGGUGGUACAAAGGGUUACUAUUUGUGAUUUGCAUGGUUGCAAGUGUUGUUAUCUUUGGUGGUUUUGUGGUUGCACUCUGGCAUUUUUGUGAACAGAGAAGUUCUGUGAAGGAAAAGUCCAAUGACAGUGUGAAGGGUGAUCAUAAAAUUGAACAAAAUGGGUUUAUGGCUCACAAGAGUUCAAUUCAAGACAGUAGUGUUGCAAAAUCAAUUGUCACCCGUUAUGGUUCCAGGCCAAACUUCAAAGAAAUUUUUGAAGGCAUGUCAGAGAAUUGGGGGCAUGUUGAUGUGGGAGUGUUAGUUUGUGGACCUCCAACACUUCAAGAAAGUGUUGCAAAUGAAAUCAGGGCACAUAGCAUGAUACGACAACGCCAUUACCCAAUCUUCCAUUUCCAUAGCCAUAGCUUUGAUCUCUAGUUUGAGAGGCAUAGCUUUAUUCACUAAUUAAAAAGCAUAUAUAUAAGUAUAACCAACUUGAGUUGGCCGAUUGGUCAGCUCACUCGUCUGCUUAAGCAAGUGUCCGGAUUUUGAAUCCCGUAUAUAGUAAUCCAUUGGCCAGCCACAGACUUUUAAAUGGAGCUCAGAUCUGUGGCGGAUUAGUUCUUGGCCUAUUAGACUGAAGGAUAGCAUGGACAAAAAAAAUGCAUAUAUAUGCUGUAUAUAUUAAUUUGUAUUAGUAUCAAUGCUAUUCUAUUAUGUAUCCUUUAA